AUGGCAUCCAAAGAUGCGGCUGCUGAAGCCCCUCGUGCCCACCGGAUCCCGCACUGGCGUCUCCUCGUCGACCAGGGCGUCGUGACCUCCGAAAUCAUCGAGUAUCCCUACGUGGGCGCCGGCACCGACGAUGAUCCGUUCAUCGUGGAAUGGAUCCCCAACGAUCCGCGCAACCCUAUGCUCUUCGGCAAGAACCUGAAAUGGGCCUACACCAUCACCGUCGCCUUGGCCACCUUCGGCGUCUCCCUCGCGUCCUCUGCGUAUGCUGGCAGCAUCGAGGAAGUCCUCAAGUCUUUCGGUAUCGGCCAGGAGCUGGCCACGCUGGGCGUGUCCCUGUUCGUGCUGGGUUUUGCCGUCGGGCCGCUGGUCUGGGCGCCGCUGAGUGAGCUCAUCGGGCGGCAGAUCAUCAUGUUCAUCUCGUACUUUGCCCUGGCGGCUUUCUGCGCGGGGGCCGCCGGUGCGCAAAACAGCUGGUCAUUGAUCAUCCUGCGCUUCUUCGCGGGGUCCUUUGGCUCCUCGCCUUUAACCAAUGCGGGUGGUGUCAUCGCCGAUAUCUUCCCCGCUGAUCAGCGCGGUUUGGCAACCAGUCUGUUCGCCGGCGCUCCUUUCCUCGGACCAACCCUCGGCCCCGUCAUCGGCGGAUUCCUCGGCGAAAACGCCGGCUGGCGCUGGGUGCAAGGCUUCCUGGCGACCUUCACCGGACUCAUCUGGAUCGUGACCAUCUUCCUCGUCCCCGAAACCUACGCGCCCGUCCUCCUGCGCAAACGCGCCGACAAACUCACCCAGCUCAGCGCCGGCCAGCACAUCUACCGCAGCAAACUGGACCUCGAGCGCGGCCGCGUCUCCGUCGCCACGGCCUUCGGCUCCUCCCUCCUCCGCCCCUGGAUCCUCCUCUUCGCCGAACCCAUCGUCCUGCUGCUCUCCAUCUACAUGGCCAUCAUCUACGGCACCCUCUACAUGCUCUUCGACGCCUUCCCUAUCGUCUUCCAGAACAUUCGCGGCUGGAGCCAAGGCAUCGGCUCGCUCCCUUUCCUCGGCGUCAUGACCGGCAUGAUGAUCGCCGUCGGCUGCAACAUGUACGACAAUAAACGCUACGUCCGCGAACACCAGAAACACCGCGGUUUCGCGCCCCCGGAGGCCCGCCUCCCACCUACCAUGGUCGGCGCCGUCGCCAUCCCCAUCGGCCUCUUCUGGUUCGCCUGGACCAACGGCCCCAACGUCCACUGGAUCGUGUCCAUCAUCGCCUCCGCCCCAUUCGGCUUCGGUAUGGUCCUCGUCUUCCUGGGAAUCAUGGUGUACCUGAUCGACGCGUACACUAUCUACGCGGCUAGCGUCCUCGCCGCGAACUCUAUCAUCAGAUCGUGUUUCGGCGCUGGGUUUCCUCUCUUCACGACGUACAUGUACAACAACCUGGGCAUUCAUUGGGCGUCGUGUAUUCCUGCCUUCUUAGCUCUGGCGUGUCUCCCGUUCCCGUUCAUCUUCUAUAAGUAUGGAGCGGCGGUGCGCAAGAAGUGCAAGUAUUCGGCGGAGUCGGAUGCGUUUGUGCGCAAGUUGGCGGAGAAGACCUUGACGUCUGGUGGGGAGGAGGAGAAAGUGACUGACAAGGAAGGUGAGGCCGUGGUGGAUCGAGAGGGUGUGGAUAUUGAGCAUGAGCAUGAGCACGAACAUGACCUGGAGAGAGCGGAUACCGCGUCGACGAGUAGCGACGACGGACAGUUGCGAGGCACCUACGAAGCGAGCCCGUACGAUAUUGACCGCGUGAAUACGCGCAAUUCGGCGAUUACGCAGCGGUCGCGAUCGCGAUCGACGAAGGGGAGGAAGCGCUUUGGGAUCUUUUGA
Molecule: messenger RNA, 1839 nt
Organism: Aspergillus affinis
Lineage: Eukaryota; Fungi; Ascomycota; Eurotiomycetes; Eurotiales; Aspergillaceae
Product: MFS transporter
Exons: 2
Coding region: 1-1839 (612 amino acids)
Biological process (GO): transmembrane transport
Molecular function (GO): transmembrane transporter activity
Source: RefSeq, a predicted model, not a curated record